Lactuca saligna is the source of this 801-nucleotide messenger RNA. NCBI's taxonomy places the organism in Eukaryota, Viridiplantae, Streptophyta, Magnoliopsida, Asterales, Asteraceae. The record is from the annotation of a GenBank genome assembly.
AUGGGUGUAGUCACUCUUCUAGCACUCAGAAACGUCCCUCCUGAUGUGUUCCGAUCUGUCGCAGUUGUCGGUGGCAGAAACCCCGAAAUAGGAUUCGAUGCGAUUUUCUCUGCUGAGACUUUCGUUUCAGCUCUCGUCGUUGGUUUCAUUGCAGCUCCCUUUCUCGUCUCCCCUGCACCUUUUAUAAGGGACAUGUUGUUUUAUCUGACGGCGACGUUGGGGAUGGAUAAUGGUGGGAAAUUGAAGUGUUGUGGUUGUGAAGUUCAGAAUGAAACAGGAAUUGUCACUCGUCCUCUUGUUCUACUUCUUUAUAAGAUUGAAGAAGGAAAAGAAUAUGCAGAGUUUGCUCAGAUUCCACGAAAGUGGUUCACUGAUUUUGCUUCUUUGAGGAAGGAGUUUGCUGAUGAAACUAACAGAGUGACAGGUCAUACCAAACAUAUUUCAUCUGUUCCUAUGUAUCUCAGUAUCUAUUCUCCAAAUGGUAAUACAUUUCAUCUACAUAAAGAUAACAAGCCUGCUGAUUUAUUUGAUAUAACAUCGGAUUUAUCAUUGAUUAUUGCUUCAGGCCCUUACACCACGACUGACAACUUAUUCUUUGAGCCACUAUCUGAUCUUCUUGCAUAUGCACAAAGAAAGCAGCCUAAGUUGCCUAUACUGUUACUUCAAUUAAGCCCAGAUGAAAUCUUGAUAAAAUCAACUGAGGUAAUUGGUCAACGAAUAAAGAAGGUAGAUAGGGAUACUAACACCAGUGCUACCAUUAUUGCUUUGGCUAGUGGUUUAUCUGAAUCAAAUGUUCCUUGA